GGCCGUUGGUCCAGGUGACGGCGGGCGGCGGCCAGUGCGCAGGCGCAGCCGACUCCUCCGCCGCCGGCGACGCCUGAGGAGGAAGAUGGAGGAGGAAGGAAAGUUGAGGUUUUUCCUAAUGAGUUUCUCUGAGUGUUGGAGAAAAUAUUGAACAUAGUGACUUGGGCUAGGAAUCUUAAAUGAGGUAUAUCUUCCACAUCCUUCUGUUUUGAAACCUUUUCCACAAUGCAUUUAAUACUGGUAUUCUUCUUUUAUGGAAUCAUUUGUUGCUCUGGUAGUCAUUCUGCUUAUGCACCAAUGCCCAGAUUACUACUGGUUUCUUUUGAUGGCUUCAGGGCUGAUUAUCUGAAGAAAUAUGAAUUUCCACAUCUCCAGGAUUUUAUUAAGGAUGGUGUUUUAGUGGAAGACAUUACCAAUGCUUUCAUCACAAAAACCUUCCCAAAUCAUUACAGUAUAGUCACAGGGCUGUAUGAGGAAAGCCAUGGUAUUGUGGCAAAUGAAAUGUUUGAUGCUGCUACCAAUAAAACAUUUUCACAAUUCAAUGACAAAGACCCAUUUUGGUGGAAUGAGGCAGUUCCUAUUUGGGUGACCAACCAGUUGCAGGAAAACAGAACGAGUGCUUCUGCGAUGUGGCCUGGCACAGAUGUAAAAAUUCACAAUACUACCCCUCAUUUUUUUAUGAAAUAUGACUCUGCAAUAGGUUUCAGUGAACGGGUGGAAAACAUCAUUGCUUGGCUGAACAGUUCUAACCCCCUAGUCAGUUUUGCUACACUUUAUUGGGAAGAACCAGAUGCAAGCGGGCACAAGUAUGGGCCAGAAGAUACGAAAAGCAUGACUGGAGUAUUAAAAGAAGUGGAUAAUUUGGUUGGCUUGCUUGUUGAGAAGCUAAAGGCUUCCAAAUUGUGGGAGGAAAUUAAUGUUAUAAUUACAAGUGAUCAUGGCAUGGCACAGUGUUCCCCGGACAGGCUGAUCAAACUGGAUGACUGCAUUGACCGUAAUAGCUACACUCUAGUAGACAAGAGCCCAGUUGCUGCAAUACUGCCAAAAAAUGAAACAUAUGUAUAUAACAUAAUGAAAAAUUGCAGCGAUCACAUGAAGAUUUAUCUUAAAGAAGAGAUUCCAGACCAUUACCACUACCAUCACAAUGAGCGCAUUCAGCCCAUAAUUUUGGUUGCUGAUGAAGGCUGGACAGUUGUACAGAAUGAGUCUCUUUCAAGGUUAGGAGACCAUGGCUAUGAUAACUCCCUUCCAAGUAUGCAUCCAUUUUUGGCAGCUCAUGGGCCUGCUUUUCGCAAAGGUUACAGGCAAAAUAGCAUUUAUACGGUUGAUAUUUAUCCAAUGAUGUGUCACAUCCUGGGCCUGAUGCCUCAGCCCAAUAAUGGCACCUUGAGCCACGCUAAGUGCUUAUUAGCUGACCAGUGGUGUAUCAAUGUCCCUGAGGCCAUUGGAAUAGUCAUUGGUGUCUUCAUUGUGUUAACGACACUUACGUGCCUUAUAAUAAUCAUGAAGAGCAGAACGGCUUCUGUGCAUCCAUUUUCCCGACUUCAGCUUCAGGAAGACGACGACGAUCCCUUAAUUGGAUAAUAUACACUGAUUUGUUCUGAAAACUGGAUACGAUACGAAACUUACACUGGAUAACAUCUUAUGAUGCACUUUAAUAAAUACCAACCCAGAAGACUGCAGAAGAACAUUGCCUCUUUGAAAAAGAAACUCUGAAUACAGACCUGGUUUUGUAAUGGAAAAGGCAUUGCAUCACUGUUAAACUUUCAGUUAAUAAAGUAUCUACUAGAGUAGUAA
This is a messenger RNA of Podarcis raffonei (Aeolian wall lizard), 1797 nucleotides long. RefSeq names its product ectonucleotide pyrophosphatase/phosphodiesterase 4 (gene ENPP4). The coding region runs from base 226 to 1584 and encodes 452 amino acids. The transcript has 5 exons. The record is from RefSeq and is a predicted model, not a curated record. Lineage: Eukaryota; Metazoa; Chordata; Lepidosauria; Squamata; Lacertidae.